AUGGAGAUGGGAAAAUCAAUUGAGAGACAAAACGACGUCGUGGUGAAACUAGCAAAGCAUGUCAUCGCUACCGUCGCGGACGGGUGCAACCUUAUCUUCUCACCGACGUCAAUCAACGUUUUGCUCAGCAUCAUUGCCGCCGGUUCUAGUUCGGUUACGAAAGAACAAAUCCUCUCUUUCCUCGACUCACCGUCAACGGAUCAUCUCAACCAAGUCUUGGCCAAGAUCGUAUCUGUUGCACUCGCCGAUGGCAGCGACAGAAGUGAUCUGCGUUUAUCCGCGGCUAAUGGUAUCUGGAUCGACAAAUAUCUCUCCCUGAAGCCUUCCUUUAAAUAUCUUUUGGAGAACUCCUACAAGGCUACUUGCAGUCACGUUGACUUCUUGAACAAGCCUGUUGAAGUAAUUGAUGAAGUGAAUACAUGGGCUGAAGUCAACACCAAUGGACUCAUCAAGAAUAUUUUUGCACGAGAUUGUUCCCAGACUAUUGAGCAUAUCCGUGGAAGCAAACUCAUACUUGCAAAUGCAGUGUACUUCAAAGGAUCUUGGAGUGAGAAGUUCGAUGCAAAGCUGACGAAAGAUGACGACUUUCACCUCCUUGAUGGAACUUCUGUGAAAGUCCCCUUCAUGACCAGUCACAAAGACCAAUACCUAAGAAGCUAUGAUGGUUUCCAAGUCUUGCGCCUCCCUUACGUAGAGGAUGGUCAACGUCAGUUCUCUAUGUACAUUUAUCUUCCUGAUGAUGGUAAAGAUGGAUUACCUGUUUUGCUUGAGAAGAUAGCCUCGGAGCCAGGAUUUCUUGACAACCAUAUUCCAAACUACCAGACAGAAGUUGGAGCUUUCAGGAUUCCAAAGUUUAAAUUCUAUUUCGAGUUUGACGCUUCAAAUGUUUUGUAUGAGAUGGGGCUGACUUUACCGUUUAGUAUUCUUGGAGGAAGUCUAACUGAGAUGGUUGAUCCGCCUGCCAUUGGUGAGGAGCUGUACGUCUCAAAGAUUAUUCAUAAAGCUUGUAUUGAGGUAGAUGAAGAGGGAACUGAAGCUGCAGCGGUUUCUGCUGGCGUCAUUAGGCUCCAGUGUUUGAGGCAAAAUACAGAUUUUGUAGCUGACCAUCCAUUUCUGUUCACGGUGAGAGAAGACACGAGUGGAGUGAUCUUGUUCAUGGGUCAAGUUCUUGAUCCUUCAAACACUGAUUGA
Molecule: messenger RNA, 1191 nt
Organism: Microthlaspi erraticum
Lineage: Eukaryota; Viridiplantae; Streptophyta; Magnoliopsida; Brassicales; Brassicaceae
Source: the annotation of a GenBank genome assembly